AUGGAUGUUGAAGCUUUGAAGAAGCUCAACAAAAAUAAGAAACUAGUGAAGAAAUUGGCAAAGAAGUACCAUUCCUUUUUAGCUUCUGAAGCUGUUAUCAAGCAGAUUCCGCGUCUUUUGGGUCCUGGACUUAACAAGUUACCAUUAGUUCAAGGAGGAGGUGAGGGUAAAGGUGAGGGUAAAGCUAUGUACAUAGAUGCUAAGGGAACAUUUAGGCCUCAGCGACUCUUACAGAUUGCAGACAGACUACUACUUAUGAUAUCUUUGAAGAGUCUUGGUUUUUCUUCUUCAGCUCAAGUCAAACUGUAUAGAUCAUACCGGUUCAAUAAGAUAGGGGUGAUGGUAGUGCUUGGUUAUUGA
Molecule: messenger RNA, 360 nt
Organism: Trifolium pratense (red clover)
Lineage: Eukaryota; Viridiplantae; Streptophyta; Magnoliopsida; Fabales; Fabaceae
Product: 60S ribosomal protein L10a-like
Exons: 3
Coding region: 1-360 (119 amino acids)
Source: RefSeq, a predicted model, not a curated record